AUAAGUAAGCAGCAGCUCCAGACAAUCAAAGAUCGUUUCCAGGCCUUUCUCAACGGAGAAACCCAGAUUGUGGCAGACGAAGCAUUUAUAAACGCUGUCCAGAGCUACUACGAGGUAUUUCUGAAAAGUGACCGCGUUGCUAGGAUGGUGCAGAGCGGAGGGUGCUCAGCAAAUGACUCCCGGGAGGUCUUCAAGAAGCACAUUGAGAAGAGAGUGCGCAGCCUGCCAGAAAUUGAUGGCCUCAGCAAGGAGACAGUCCUGAGCUCUUGGAUGGCAAAGUUUGAUGCUAUUUACCGCGGGGAGGAGGAUCCUCGCAAGCAGCAGGCCAGGAUGACGGCGAGCGCUGCCUCAGAGCUCAUCCUCAGCAAGGAGCAGCUCUACGAGAUGUUCCAGAACAUUUUGGGGAUCAAGAAAUUUGAGCAUCAGCUUCUGUACAACGCAUGUCAGCUGGACAACCCAGAUGAGCAGGCAGCACAGAUCAGACGCGAGUUAGAUGGACGUCUUCAAAUGGCAGAGCAAAUUGCCAAGGAGCGCAAGUUUCCGAAGUUUGUGUCCAAAGAAAUGGAAAACAUGUACAUUGAGGAGCUGAAGUCGUCUGUCAAUCUCCUGAUGGCAAACUUGGAGAGCAUGCCUGUGUCUAAAGGAGGCUCCGAGUUCAAGCUGCAGAAGCUGAAACGUAGUCACAACACCUCAAUAAUUGACAUGGGAGAAGAAAAUGAGAACCAGCUCUCCAAGUCAGAUGUUGUGUUGUCGUUCUCCUUGGAGGUUGUCAUCAUGGAGGUGCAGGGUCUGAAGUCGCUGGCCCCCAACCGCAUUGUGUACUGCACCAUGGAAGUUGAAGGUGGGGAGAAACUGCAGACUGACCAGGCUGAAGCCUCAAAGCCAACCUGGGGCACCCAAGGAGACUUCACGACAACACAUGCGCUUCCUGCAGUGAAGGUGAAGCUGUUCACAGAGAGCACGGGAGUGCUGGCUCUGGAGGACAAAGAGCUUGGGAGGGUUGUUCUCCACCCUACUCCCAACAGCCCAAAGCAAUCAGAGUGGCACAAAAUGACUGUUUCCAAAAACUGCCCGGAUCAAGACCUGAAGAUCAAGCUUGCCGUGCGAAUGGAUAAGCCUCAAAACAUGAAGCACUCUGGAUAUUUAUGGGCCAUUGGUAAAAAUGUUUGGAAGAGAUGGAAGAAACGAUUCUUUGUCCUGGUCCAGGUUAGCCAAUACACAUUUGCUAUGUGCAGCUACCGGGAGAAAAAAGCUGAACCUCAAGAGCUGCUGCAGCUCGACGGAUACACUGUGGACUACACCGACCCACAGCCAGGUUUGGAGGGCGGCAGAGCAUUCUUCAACGCUGUGAAGGAAGGCGAUACGGUGAUUUUUGCAAGUGACGAUGAGCAGGACCGUAUCCUGUGGGUCCAAGCCAUGUACCGAGCCACCGGCCAGUCUCACAAACCUGUGCCGCCUACCCAAGUGCAAAAGCUAAAUGCUAAAGGAGGAAAUGUACCCCAGCUAGAUGCCCCAAUCUCUCAAUUUU
Messenger RNA from Phaethon lepturus (White-tailed tropicbird), 1528 nucleotides. Its product is annotated as calcium-dependent secretion activator 1. The annotation marks the transcript as partial. The transcript is spliced from 10 exons. Gene Ontology annotation, cellular component: glutamatergic synapse. NCBI's taxonomy places the organism in Eukaryota, Metazoa, Chordata, Aves, Phaethontiformes, Phaethontidae. The record is from RefSeq and is a predicted model, not a curated record. Gene Ontology annotation, biological process: positive regulation of exocytosis; dense core granule exocytosis; synaptic vesicle exocytosis.